Molecule: messenger RNA, 1372 nt
Organism: Chelonoidis abingdonii (Abingdon island giant tortoise)
Lineage: Eukaryota; Metazoa; Chordata; Testudines; Testudinidae
Product: tumor necrosis factor receptor superfamily member 16-like
Biological process (GO): Rho protein signal transduction
Cellular component (GO): cell surface; plasma membrane
Molecular function (GO): nerve growth factor binding; death receptor activity; coreceptor activity
Source: RefSeq, a predicted model, not a curated record
CAAAGGACGAUCCCCCCCCGCACGAGCCCUGCAUUUGCUUAUUAAUUGCAAAGGGGGCAGGGGGCGAGGCGGCCGGGACAGACAGACGGACGGUGUUGAAGCCGAGAUGCAACUGACCAGGGCUCCUCUCUGCCUCCUGCUGCUCAGCCAGCUCUUCCCUGGCAAGGUUUCAGCCCGCCAAGGCUGCAAGAGCGGACGCUUCACCUCCCUUGGCGACUGCUGUGCCCUCUGCCCCCAGGGCUACGGGGUGGCUGUCCCGUGCGGCAGCUCCAACACGGAGUGCGAGCCCUGCAGAGAGAAUGGGACGUUCUCCUCCACCAGCAGUGCCACGGAGCCGUGCCAGCCAUGCUCACGGUGCCCGGUGGCAGAGGCGUGCACCCCCACCCACGACACUGUGUGCGCCCCCCAGUGUGCCCCCAGCCACUACCUGCACGUGGAGAAUGGGAGCAGCAGCCAAUGCCUGCCUUGCCAGGUGUGUGGGCAAGGCUACGGGGCAGCGAUGCCGUGUGGGCCUAUGGACAACACCGUCUGCCAAAGGUGCCCGGAGGGCUUUUACUCGGAGGAGAAGAGCGACUCGGCGCCGUGCCUGCCCUGCCGGCUGGAGUGCCACGAGGAUGAGGUGAUGAUCCGAGCUUGCAGCCCCGUGUCGGACACGCUGUGCAUGGACAGAGAGCUGCAGAUCCUGAAGCGCACGGAGGGGGACCCCCGCAAGGAGCACCCCAAGAAGCCCCCACUGUCUGAGUCAGAGGGCAGCGCAUCCCCCAGCAACUCCUCUGAGUUCCUCCCCCCGCUGCCAGACAACAGCAAGAACAUCAUCCCCGUCUACUGCUCUAUCCUGGCUGCGGUGGUGGUGGGGCUCCUGGCCUAUGUGGCUUUCAAAUGCUGGAACACCUGCAAGCAGAAGAAGCAGCUGGCCAAAGCCAGGGCUGGGGAGCUGGGGGCCUCCCCCGAGGGCGAGAAGCUGCACAGUGACAGCGGUGUCUUCCUCGACACGCACAGCCUGCAGGAGCACCACCCGCUCAACAAGGAUCCUGAGUCUGGGGCCACCAUCUCUCCAGGUGAGGAUGACAAACAAUCACACUUGGCAGCGGCGGCUGUACGAGCUCCUGCCACCCCACAAGCAGGAGGAGGUGAGCAGCUGCUGGGAUCUCCAGCCACGGCAAGGACUGCGCUGCCAUGCCAGCAGCUGGGCUAUGAGAGAGAAGCCAUCAAACCUUCGGCCGGGGCGAAGCCCCCGCCCACACUCUCCUUCUCCGACUGGCUUGCAAAUGAGGGGCCACGCUGGAGGCCCUGUGCGCAGCCCUGGCUGGAUCGAGCGGGCAGCGUGGCUGGCAGAACUUCAACUGGCCACGAGGCCAGCUCGGUGGUGUAA